UAGGAUCCAAGGAAGCUCGUGUUCAACUCAUCGGCUGCUCGAAGUUGUCCAACUGCCCGUAUGAUAGGAUUUUUCCCGCUGAAGACGGAGAUAAAGAUGUAGAAGAUAACUGUGCUUUGAUGUAUCUCAAUGAAGCCACACUGCUGAACAACGUUCGUCUCCGCUAUCUAAAGGAUAAAAUAUAUACAUACGUUGGAAACAUUCUUGUGGCAGUUAAUCCUUACAAUGACAUUCAAGAUCUGUAUUCCACGCAAACAAUAUCACGCUACAGAGGGAAGUCUCUGGGCUUACUUCCACCUCAUGUCUUCGCCAUCGCCGACAAAGCGUUCAGAGAUAUGAAAGUCUUGUCUCAAUCGCAGUCUAUGAUAGUUUCUGGUGAAUCUGGGGCUGGAAAAACAGAAUCAACCAAA
Messenger RNA from Notodromas monacha, 410 nucleotides. Lineage: Eukaryota; Metazoa; Arthropoda; Ostracoda; Podocopida; Cyprididae. The record is from the annotation of a GenBank genome assembly.